Messenger RNA from Aspergillus ibericus CBS 121593, 1274 nucleotides. RefSeq names its product translation machinery-associated protein TMA46. Gene Ontology annotation, cellular component: cytosol. The transcript has 4 exons. Lineage: Eukaryota; Fungi; Ascomycota; Eurotiomycetes; Eurotiales; Aspergillaceae. Gene Ontology annotation, molecular function: metal ion binding; mRNA binding. The record is from RefSeq and is a predicted model, not a curated record. The coding region runs from base 113 to 1171 and encodes 352 amino acids. Gene Ontology annotation, biological process: cytoplasmic translation.
GCGAGGCCCCUCGCCAGAUCGGCGCGCAACUUAUAUACCUCGUCGAGCUUUUUUAUUUUUAUAUCUGCCUAUUUUUGGUUUUUAGACAAAAGCGCAGAAUCAAUCCGCCAUCAUGCCUCCCAAGAAGCCCGAUCCCCCGAAGAAGAAGACCAAGGCCACGGUCGAGGACAAGACCUUUGGCAUGAAAAACAAAAAAGGUGGUUCCGCCAAGAAACAGAUCGCUCAACUACAGGCCCAAGCGCAGUCCAACAAGACUGCCGAAGCGAAGAAGAAGGAAGCCGAGAAGGCUCGUCGUGAGGCUGAGAAGAAGGCUUCCGAGCAGGCCAAGAAGGAGGCUCUGGAGCUGUUCAAGCCCGUCCAGGUUCAGAAGGUUCCUUUCGGUGUUGAUCCUAAGACGGUUCUUUGUGUUUUCUUCAAGCAGGGCAACUGUGAAAAGGGCCGCAAGUGCAAGUUCAGUCAUGACCCCAACGUGGAGCGCAAGGCGGCCAAGAAGGAUCUGUACACCGACUCUAGAGAUGUGAAGGCGGCGGAGGAAGAGGCUAAGAAGAAGGAUACGAUUGAUGACUGGGACGAGGAGAAGCUUCGCAAGGUCAUUCUCAGCAAGCACGGCAACCCGAGAACCACUACGGAUAAGGUCUGCAAGUACUUCAUUGAGGCGGUUGAGAACCAGAAGUACGGUUGGUUCUGGACUUGUCCCAAUGGAGGUGACAAGUGCAUGUAUAAGCACAGUCUGCCACCUGGUUUCGUUCUGAAGACGAAGGAGCAGAAGGCGGCUGAGAAGGCCCUCAUGGACAAGUCGCCGCUGAACACCCUGACCCUCGAAGACUGGCUCGAAAGUGAACGACACAAGCUGACUGGCAACCUGACCCCUGUCACCCCGGAGACGUUCGCCAAAUGGAAGAAGGAGCGUCUGGACAAGAAGGCGGCCGAGGAGCAAGCCCAGAAGGCCAAGGAAACCACUGGACGUACGCUAUUCGAGAGUGGCAACUGGCGUGCGGAGGAUGAGAGCGAGAGCGAGGAUGAGGACGAUGGAGUGUGGAACCUGGAAGCCAUGCGGCGCGAGACGGAGAAGAUCCGCGAGAGGAAGGAAGAAGAACGCCUGGCGAUCUUGCACGGCAACCCCGUGCCGAUCUCGAACGAGGAAACGAUUGCACAGGAAGGUGAAGGCUGAGCUUUGGGCGAUCCCCAAGUCCGCAAGAAAACUUGGGCAAAUGGUUGCGGACCUCCCACACUGGAAACGGUGUCCCGGGCCGUUGUCCGGGCCCGGGAUGUUG